AUGCAUGAUUUGCUACAAGAAUUGGGCUGGGACAUUGUUCGUGAACAAUCUCCUAACGAGCCAGGCAAACGUAGUAGAUUAUGGUCUCAUGAAGACAUCAACAAUGUGGUGAAGAAAAAUAUGGGAACAGAUUCAAUCCAAGGCAUGGUAAUGGAGUUGACUAAAUUACAAGUGGCUCAUUGGAAGCCGGAAGCCUUUUCAAAUUUGUCUCAACUUAGUCUUCUCCAUAUUUGUAAUGUGGACCUUCCUGACGGCCUCACUUGUCUUUCUAAUUCUUUGAGAAUCCUCGAAUGGACUGGGUAUCCCUUGAGAUCUCUCCCACAAAAUUUUGAAGCAGAUGAACUUAUUGAACUUAACUUGUGCCACAGAAACAUUGAACAGCUUUGGAAGGGAACAAAGAAUUUUGAAAAGUUGAAGUUCAUCAAACUCUGCCAUUCUCAAAAAAUUGUGGAGACCCCAGACCUCGCAGGUGUUCAGAAUCUUGAGACUUUAGAUCUCGAAGGAUGUUCUCAUUUGGUAAGAAUCCAUCAAUCCCUUGGAUUUCUCAAAAAGCUUAUUGUCCUGAAUCUUAAAGACUGCAAAAGUCUUGAGAGUCUGCCAAGUAGAAUUGAAAUGGAAUCUCUUGAAACAUUAAUUCUUUCUAACUGCUCAAAAGUUAAGAAGAUUACUGAGUUUGUUGGAAAUAUGGAACGUUUGUUGGUGCUUUGUCUUGAUGAGACUGCCAUUGAGGAACUGCCAGUGUCAAUUGAACGGCUGAGUAGCCUUGUGUCAUUAAAUCUGAGCAACUGCAGAAAUCUUAUAAAUGUGAGGGUCAUGGACUGUUUUGAGGAAACUGAUGUGAAUAGUGGGUCUGCAAUAGAAAUGUCGUCUACCCAUGAUCGCAAGAAAAAAAGGGAGAGGUCCAAUCUUUCAAGAAUGCAAAGUAGUUUGGCGAUCUUUAUAAAAGUUCUUGCCUUCUGGAUUGGUGAAAAAAGUGAAUACAGAGCCAAAGAGUUUCCACUUGCCUAUAUCACAAAAAGUGAAUACAGAGCAAAAGAGUUUCCACUUGCCUAUAUCACAAAAAGUGAAUACAGAGCCAAAGAGUUUCCACUUGCCUAUAUCACAAAAAGUCAAUACAGAGCCAAUGAGUUUCCCCUUGCCUAUAUCUGGUCUGUGUAA
Messenger RNA from Rosa chinensis, 1158 nucleotides. Its product is annotated as disease resistance protein RPV1-like. The coding region runs from base 1 to 1158 and encodes 385 amino acids. The record is from RefSeq and is a predicted model, not a curated record. NCBI's taxonomy places the organism in Eukaryota, Viridiplantae, Streptophyta, Magnoliopsida, Rosales, Rosaceae. Gene Ontology annotation, biological process: defense response. The transcript has 4 exons.